Labrus mixtus (cuckoo wrasse) is the source of this 2791-nucleotide messenger RNA. RefSeq lists its product as uncharacterized. The transcript is spliced from 5 exons. The record is from RefSeq and is a predicted model, not a curated record. Bases 372 to 1049 code for a protein of 225 amino acids. Lineage: Eukaryota; Metazoa; Chordata; Actinopteri; Labriformes; Labridae.
CUCGAUCUCUCUCUCUCUUUCUCUCUUUCUCUCCCUCCCUCUACUUCCUCAAAUUGGCCAGAUCUCCCCUUCUCUUUACAUCCCUCCAACACUCUUUUCCUCCAGCUGUGAGAGCAACCAGCCCGCCUUGGCCUUGCUCUUCUUCUUCACAUCCAUUGGUUUUAAAGGAUCACAGGCCCGUUACUUUUACAAAAACUUCUCCUGAAGACUUUAUUUUAAAUAGUUGACUUUUAGUUUUUGGAAACUUAACCCUUCCCCCCGGAAAGGCUGCUUGGUGUGUGUCUGGCGUGUGCGAGGGCUCCGGUGUCUUGCUGUUUGCCCUGUGGGACUCCCCUAAAGGUUGUGACUGAAGAAGAGAAGAUUUCACAACCAUGAAUGUUCAGCUGCUGCUCCUAUUGGCCCUGGUUGGCCCUUUCUGUGCCUUCACACAUGCAAGUCCCACAGAGAUCCCUACAGAACUUUAUGUUGCAGUCACUGAGGCUGCACCAGAAGCCAUCCCUGAGCCUACAGUGGCUCAAAAAGAAGAGCUCACUGUUUUCACUGCUCCUCCAGCAACCGAACCAGUGGUGGACCCUGAAGAAGUAACAGAAGCACCUGAAGCAAAAGAGGUCACAGAGGCUGCGUCUCCUGCCCUUACAGAGGCGCAAAUUGCCGAGACAGAAAACCCUAUUGCUGCUGCUACUGAAGCCCUAGAACCUGCUAUCACUGAUGCUCCUGCUGCUCAGACAGAAGCUCCUGAGGCUCCCACUGAGGCAGAAGAGGUCACUGUUGAGGUGACAGCAGCUGCGGGGGUAGAAACGAAUGAAGAAGUGGUGGUUGAGGAAGACCCUGAGGAGGUCCUGAGUUCUGGCCAAGUAGUCGGCAUUGUGAUUGGCGCUCUGUUGGCAGUGGUCAUCGUCAUCGCCGUAGUGACAGCUGUGGUGAGAAGGAUGGGCAAAUACUCGUCUCAGAAGAACAAAAAACCUGCGAAAAAAGACAGCAUUUUGGUUUCUCCCUUGAGGAAAAAGUCUUCCAAGCAGCAAGAGCGCCCAAGGUUCUGGAAAUUCUGAACUACUGACCUGUGACCGAUCAUGAAAAAACAAGCACAAUACCAGAACUAGACAAAAUCUAACCAGGACUCUGGGCUGUUGCCAAAAAAGGGGGAAGCAAGACUCUUGUGUGAUUAUGUAUGUAUUGUAUGUAAGGCAAGAGGGUUAAAUGAGCAAACAUCACCUCCCCCAUAAACUCCUUUACCCCCUCUGCUGAUAUAAAAAGCUCUGUCUUCCCUAACUGCCCAUCAGAGAAAAUAAAACAAGGUGACUGCCGGAUGUCACAAUAAGAAUCAGUCUUUUUCAAAUGCAUUUUGAUAAAUAAAGAGGGAAAUAUCAGUGUUUUAUCUAUCAUCAAUGGCUAAAGUCACAUCAUUAAGGGCGUACUCACACUAGGCAAUCUGUACUGUGCCCAAGCACUCUUGACCCCCAUAAGUCCAGUUCGUUUGACUACUGUGAGUGAUCCAGGUACACUUCCUUGGCCCUGGCACAGUUGAAAUAGGUGUGCUUCGCCAUGGUGCAGAUGUGGACUUGACAUAUGAAGGGGGGCAAUCAUGCUUCGGCGCAGUACGGUGCAACUGGGCCCAGUGUGAGUGCACCCUUAAAGAGCUACCAAUUCUGAUUUGCAUGGAAGUUUGAGAGGACUUGUAAAGGGGAAAAAACUGCCCAAAUUUAAUUGAAUUAAACACAAAAGAUUGUGGGAGAAGGAACCAAAGCAGGAGAGACCGUUUCAAAAUUCCACAGGGAGUAUACACAAUGCAAGGGGACAACAUAGUAUACAGCAAAAGACUUUCUCAUCUGUUGCAGUUGUAAAGGCUAACUAUAUUAUAUUAUGAAACACACAGUACAAACAGGCAGCCUUUGGCUAUUCUUAAAGCUAUGAGACCUUUAGAUCCCCCCUGUGCACCAAUACAAACCCUUUCUCACAGAAACCCUCAUAUGUUGGCCAAAUGUAUAAAGCACCAUAUGCAGAAGUUUUUCUGACAUUACACUUUGACACUCUGAGGGCAAGCAGGGGGCUAACAGAAAAAAGGCACCCUCAUAAACAAGAGUAACGUGACAUUCUGCCCACUUUAACACUGACAUAUAAAAACCUAAUACAUAUCUGUGAAAUUUAGCAGAAGGGUUUGUGCCACUGUUUCUGGUAUUCGGCUAGAUAGUUGGAGGAUUUUAAGUUUUGAAGUGCAUUAAUAAUGUGAAUUGACUGUAUUUUCUAACUGCCAACCCAUUCCAAAAAGAACAACUUUGUUGACUUCUGGCUUGUUCCUUAUGAAGGCUUCCAUAGCCAUUGGUUAUUAGACAUAGAAAUAGCAUUGUCCUUACAAUGUAUUCAUAGUAAUUCGGCUGAUAGUUAGAUUACCAGAACAGCAUCCAGGCUUUAUAUUUAGCUAACCCGAGAUUGAGUGCAGAGGAUGACGUUUUACAGUUGCACUUAGUUUUAGUGCACAGUGUUAGGCAGCAAUGCCCCCUUUUGUUAUUAUUGCAACUGUAAGUGUGCUAAGUGGGUGUACAAUUAAUUAAGUGUCAGACUAGCUCUGCUUGCUUUACAAAUUUGUUUAAUAUGGCACUGAUUGAGUGUUGUAAUAUUUAAUGAACAGGCUUUAGACACUGCAAGUGUUUGCAACGAUGUUUUGUUUCCCCAACUUCUUCUUGCUACAUUUGAUCAGUUCUACGACUUUAAUGUAUUAUGUCCCAUUUGUUUGAACCCUUUUAAUUUAAUUGCAGUGUUUCAUGUUCAUACUGUUUCAAUAAAAAAAUUGAAA